GCAUGAGACUCGCCCCGGUUCUCGGUUGGUCCUUAGCGUUCGUCGGCCGCGGGCCAGCGGUACAGCCUCCCUGCAGGCGGAGGCUACUGGGUGGUAUGCGCAUGCGCCUCUCCCGGCGGCCAUCUUUAAUGCGGGCCGAAGCCUUCGAUGCCCGAAUGCCUACCUUGCCAAACCUUAUUCUUGCGCAUGUGCAAGCGUCCCCUUGCUUUCCUCCUCCAAAUAGUUUGACUAGAGCAGAGCCUCCCGCGCCGUCUCUGGGCGCCUGCGUACUGUGACCCUGCGCAGCCGGGGAGGAGGGUCUUAGCUCCAGGUGCGUAAGGCGACUGGGGUGGCGCCACCCGGAAGUGCGAAGUCUGGGGAGAGGGCCGCAGGUCCAGGUGUGGGAAGAGGGUGAGGUGAAGGCGAGAAGAGUGGGCCCGCCAUUCUGCCUGUCCUCUCCGACUCGGAAAGUGGUUUCUGCGCGUCCCCGGGAACACUGAAGUAUCGGAUCUCGAUUCGUGGGGCGGGAGCGGAGGCGGGGCCUUAACGCCCCCUCCUGCGGACGGGCGGUCUGGCUGCGGGGACCGCUGUUAGAGGCUUAUUGGCUGGGGAGCCCAUUCCCUUGGGGUAGGGUGGGGUGGGGGGGCGGCUUAGUACCCUAGCAUCUCCUGUCAUCUCGGGGCCCCUUCUCUAGUGACCUAUGUCCCUUGCCCGGGGUCAUGGGGACCCUGCGGCCACCACGGGGGCGCCUUUGUCUGAAGAAGGGGAAGUGACCUCCGGCCUCCAGGCUCUGGCUGUGGAGGACCCCGGAGGUCCCCCUGCUGCGGCCAAUAAGGCCGAGGAAGAAGUGGAAGGAGGCCGAGAGGAGGCCGAGCGAGAGGGGCCUGGGGCCGAGGAAGCGCAGGGAGAAGCCCCCCGCGCUGGGGAGGAACAGCAGGCAGAGGGAGAGUCCGAGGACUGGUGCGUGCCCUGCAGCGACGAGGAGGUGGAGCUGCCGACGGAUGGGCAGGCCUGGAUGCCCCCGCCCCCCGAAAUUCAGCGGCUCUACGAGCUGCUGGCCGCCCACGGCACCUUGGAGCUUCGGGCUGAGAUUCUGCCCCGCCGGCCGCCCACGCCUGAGGCCCAGAGUGAAGAAGAGAGAUCGGAUGAGGAGCCAGAGGCCAAGGAAGAGGAGGAGGAAAAACCGCACAUGCCCACGGAAUUUGACUUUGAUGAUGAGCCAAUGACACCAAAGAACACCCUGAUUGACCGGAGACGCACCCCAGGAAGCUCAGCCCGGAGCCAGAAACGGGAGGCCCGCCUGGACAAGGUCCUCUCAGACAUGAAGCGGCAUAAAAAGCUGGAGGAGCAGAUCCUUCGCACGGGCAGGGACCUCUUUGGCCUCGACUCGGAGGAUCCCAGCCCCUCCAGCCCCCCACUCCGGUCCUCGGGGAGCAGCCUCUUUCCCCGGCAGCGGAAAUACUGACUGGCAAGCACCUCCAGGGUGCAAAACCUGAACCCUUGCCAACCUAGGGUGGCAGGAAACUGGGGGGAGAGGAGAGAAACCCCAAGCUCCCCCCACAAAACCUUGCAGGAAAGAGGGAACGUGUGUGUGUGUUGUUUAUGUUUCUGUUGAUCAGCAUUUUGGACACCUGGGCUGAAUUUUCUGAAUCUAAAAUAAAAGAUGCUGUUAUCUUCUCUUAA
Molecule: messenger RNA, 1662 nt
Organism: Choloepus didactylus (southern two-toed sloth)
Lineage: Eukaryota; Metazoa; Chordata; Mammalia; Pilosa; Megalonychidae
Gene: PAGR1
Product: PAXIP1 associated glutamate rich protein 1
Exons: 3
Coding region: 680-1444 (254 amino acids)
Source: RefSeq, a predicted model, not a curated record